ACCAAUUAUAUGCUUGUGCUUGUAGUGGUGAUAAAAAUAAUAGUGCUCGAACUUGUGAUGAUAAAUUUAAUGGUAUUUGUAUUUGCAAGUAUGAAGAUAGUGAUAAAAUUGUAGUAAUGACUAUGUAUUUGGCUGAGAUAAUAGUAAUAGCUAUGUAUUUGGUUGAAAUAAUAGUGGUAAUUAUGUAUUUGGUUGAGAUAGUAGUGGUAGCUCUGUAUUUAGUUGAAGUUGAGAUAGUUGUGAAUGAAAAAAAAGUGGAUUCUAACAAAUAUAUCAUAUCUGAUGACUAUAUAGAAAGCAUUGCAAAAUUUAUUUAA
Scutellospora calospora is the source of this 317-nucleotide messenger RNA. NCBI's taxonomy places the organism in Eukaryota, Fungi, Glomeromycota, Glomeromycetes, Diversisporales, Gigasporaceae. The record is from the annotation of a GenBank genome assembly.